This is a messenger RNA of Rana temporaria (common frog), 2957 nucleotides long. RefSeq names its product transmembrane protein with EGF like and two follistatin like domains 1 (gene TMEFF1). The transcript is spliced from 10 exons. The record is from RefSeq and is a predicted model, not a curated record. NCBI's taxonomy places the organism in Eukaryota, Metazoa, Chordata, Amphibia, Anura, Ranidae. Gene Ontology annotation, molecular function: protein binding. The coding region runs from base 527 to 1633 and encodes 368 amino acids.
ACUCCCUUUGUUGUUGCCAGCAGACACACGUAUUGCACCCAUCUCGUGGCUGGUGACAGGCUGUGUGCCUCCUGAACAAUACCCCGAGCACAGGCAGUGAAGGGGCAAUCAGUGCAGAGCAGGAGGAAGGGAGGAGCCAGCACACACACACUGGGCUCCACCAGCCUUCACUUCCUUUAUUGGUGGCAUGGCUCUGAGGAUGGAUGGCAUCCUCCUGUUCAGGCAUACAGUCCUCUUCUACUGAAUGCAGCUGAUGAGCCCACACACUGCCCUACAUGACCAUUAUUGAUGCUGCUCAUUGGACAUCCCUGGUCUAUCCUGUACUUGUGUGGAGUGAGAACACAGCCAUAGCAGCAGCAGCAGCAGGAGUGACAGGGAAUGAAUAGGAAGUGGUGUGUGCUGGAGAAUCCACAGAGGAGCCUGGCUUGUGCUCUGUGCUCUUCUUAUUGAUGCUCCUGGCCUGCUGGAGCAAGUCCUCACCCUUCUCACCCCAGCCUCUUGUCUCACCAGCAUCCUGCUUCACAUCAUGGAAGGAUUGCAUCCUGCUUCCAGGCUGCUGGGACCCCUGGCUUUUUGGUCCACCUCCUCGGUGCUUGUCUUCUUAGCCUUCUCCGGCGUCCAGGCGUCCAACCAGCUGCCCAGCGAGUGCCACAAUGGCAAAGGAAAGGGGAUCAACUGCUCAGAGCUGAAUAUGAGGGAGUCUGAAGUACGACGAGUGUGUGAUGAAUCAACGUGUAAAUAUGAAGGAGUGUGCAAAGAAGAUGGUGGUAUAUUGAAGUGUGCCUGCCAGUUUGAGUGUGGCACAAAUUAUGUACCAGUUUGUGGAUCAAAUGGAGACACUUACCAAAACGAAUGCUUCCUAAGGAGAUCCGCCUGCAAGCAGCAGAAACAUUUAACUGUAGUAGCAAGAGGACCUUGCAUUUCUGAUGCUGCAUCUGGAUCUGGAGAAGGAGAAUAUGAAGGAUCUGGAACUGAGGUUCACAGGAAACAUCCGAGAUGUGGAGUCUGCAAAUAUGGGGCUGAGUGUGACGAAGAUGCUGAAGACAUAGGGUGUGUAUGUAAUAUAGACUGCAGUGGACAUAAUUUUAACCCGGUCUGUGCCUCUGAUGGAAAUUCCUACUCCAACCCAUGUAUGGUUCGAGAGGCAUCCUGCCUGAAACAAGAGCAGAUCGACGUCAAACACCUUGGAAGCUGUACAGCAACUGAUGACACAAUCCCAGCUGGAAAGAAAGAUGAUGGUUUACAGUACCGCCCAGAGGUGAAAGAUUCCAGUGAUCAGAGGGAAGAUGACUACAUAGGCAAUUACAUGCCAUGUUCUGAAAACUAUGUUGGAUACUGUGUACACGGAACAUGUGAAUUCAGUUAUUCAACCCAGAAAGUAUCAUGUCGGUGUGACUCAGGAUACACAGGCCAGUACUGUGAUAAGACAGAUUUCAACAUUCUGUACGUGGUUCCAAGCAGACAAAAGCUCACUCAUGUUCUUAUAGCAGCCAUCAUUGGAGCUGUGCAGAUUGCCAUUAUAGUUGCUAUUGUCAUGUGCAUAACAAGGAAAUGUCCGAAAAAUAACAGAGGACGUCGACAGAAGCAAAACCUUGGUCACUUCACAUCAGAUGCUUCAUCCCGGAUGGUGUAGCCUCAGUGUUUUUUUCUUGUUUAUUUUUUAUACUUACAUUGACCAUGUGAUGUACAUUUUUAUUAUAUCUUUUUUUAAAGAAUGGAAAUAUUUAUUUCAGAGGCCUUAUUUUUUGACAUUUUAUAGUUUAGCCUUGUUGUUUGUCUGUUGUAUUUGCAAAGCAUCAGCGCUGGCAGCAAUAGACUGAUAAAGCUUUUGUUUGUUUUUUUUUUUGUUUUUUUUAUAUUUCUUUUCUUGAAAAUGCAGUCCUCCAUUUCUGUGUAUUUGCUUUCGCAUGGUUGUAAAUUAGUCAUUUGACUCUUCAAGUGUCCCAAUUGUGAGACCGUUGGGGUCCAGCCACACAAUUUGGAAAGGUUAGUUAACUGAGGGCAGUUCAAUGUUUAUAAUUUUUUUGAUGUUCAUACAGUUUGUAAAAAUAACUUUAGAUACCAAACUGUUUUGGCCAGGCAUUUCAUUUGAAGUCUGGUUCUGAAAAUGCAGUUUGCUUACCAGUAUGACAUAGACCGUAUUAUGGAUCUGCCUAGUUGAAACUAACAAAAUGGUGGAUGCAAUGUUCACUGUAUCCCCACAAUUGGUUGCUCCUAUGGAACACAGGCUCAGGCCUUUUUGAGGUUGAAGAUAUGAAAGUAACAUCAAAAAUGUAAUAAACACCCAAGGCAUGAGCUAAAGGUAACAAUGUUUACAGUUUUCUUUUUUAACCAAACUUCGUAGAAUACACUGUGUUGAAUAGGUAUUUUAAUGUUUUAUAGAGCUUAGUUAUGCUUUUACUUUCCUUUUUUUUUUUUUUAACACUGGCUAUCGCAUGAUAUGUGAAUUGUAUUCUGUGAGUAGUUGUAAAAUGUUGAAUAUGUUCUAUGGUUUCUAAUCCUAAUAUUUAUAAGCUAUUUGACCUGUUCAUCCAGGGCUGGGGAAUGCAGUUGGUACAUUGUUCUGUGGUGUCAAAAACUGUAACUGUUUUGUAUAUCUUUUAUUUAUUUUUUAGUUGAUUGUGUCUGUGACUAUCUGUAUUUUAUACACAACUGACAAUGAGGAAAAAAAUAAAAAAUUAAAUUGGGCACCAAAAAGACACCACACAAAAUACCAAUUGCUCCUGUGCCACAUUGGACCCUUGAGGAAAAAAAAACGUCUUUUUUAAUACAAAUGUAAUAUAUAAUAAUUUGGGAAGAAAUUGCUUCCUUAGCUCUGACAUAUAAUGGAUCUCACAACACUUUUGUUACAUUUAGAUAAAUGUUAAAUUUAAUGUAAAAUAAAACUUGAAACUGUUGAUCAGCAUACUUAUGUUUAUUUGGACACCAUUACAAAAUUAAAAGGCUGCUUUAAUAAA